This is a messenger RNA of Styela clava, 2171 nucleotides long. The record is from RefSeq and is a predicted model, not a curated record. NCBI's taxonomy places the organism in Eukaryota, Metazoa, Chordata, Ascidiacea, Stolidobranchia, Styelidae.
UGUCAGUCAGUCAGUCCACUAAAUUUAGGGGUGACAAGAUGAAGGUGUCCCGUUGGCGUUAAACGUUUAAACUAAACUUCACUCUUAUAGCGUGUUUAAGAAUAAUGACCCAAAUUUUUAUCACUGUGCACCUGGAAAAUGAUUGUAUAGUAUUAGUUAGACUAUUUAUUACCCUUUUUUAGAUCGUAGUGAACACCGUAUUGCGUUGCCAUGAGGUCCAUUGCCAUCGUUGGUGCCGGCGUUAUAGGUCUAUCGACUGCACAAGUUAUUUUGGAAGAUUUUCCAGACAUACAUGUUACAAUUUAUUCGAGUGAAUUUAGUCCCAACACUACUGGAGACAUAUCUGCGGGUUUUGUAAAACCAUUUUUCCUUGGGGCAAAUGUUGAAGAAAAAGAUGUUAUUCGUUGGACAAAAACAACCAUGGAUCAUUUAUUUACUAUUGCAAAAGAAGACAGUGAGCUCUCAACGGGGGUUUCUCUUUUGUCCGGAUAUUCUUUCUUCAAAGAUAGUCCUCCAUUUAUAUCAAACAUUAUAAAAGAAUGCUUCAUCCAACCUCGGCUGGUGUCACAAGAGGAAAUAAAGAAUUUGGUGCAUGGAAAAUAUUUGGGUGCGCUGUUCGCUUCCACGUUGACAUGUGCCUGUGAUGUAUAUCUUCCCUAUAUAAUGAAGAAAUUAAAAUCAAAAGGCGUCAAAUUUGUGCAAGAAAAAAUAUUCUCAUUGAAUACAUUAGCCGAACGAGGUCAUGACAUUGUUGUCAACUGCUGUGGAUUUGGGGCUCAAGAAUUGACUGGAGACCAAUCACUACAACCAGUACGAGGCCAGGUAAUUGAGGUGUAUGCGCCAUGGAUCAAGCAUUUUUUUAAUGAAGAAGAUGGCGAUGUUUAUGUAUUGCCAAGAAUUGAUAACGUUAUUGUUGGAGGAACCCACACAAAAGAAACUUCAUUAGAAGUUGAUAAGCCAACGAGCAAGAUGAUAUUUGAACGAGCAUGUAAAAUGAUUCCAAGUCUCAAGCAUGGCAAAAUUGUAGCAGAACGCGUGGGGCUUCGUCCAUCAAGGCCAACAAUAAGAAUGGAAGCGGAGACGGCCAUUACGAAAUCUGGAAAGGAGUAUAUUGUGCUUCAUCACUAUGGCCACGGAGGUUCGGGCGUGACAAUGCACUGGGGAUGUGCAAAGCAGGCUUCUGAUGUUCUCCAGAAGUUUUUGUAUAAAAAAUCAUCUAAACUUUAACUCAAAUGAUAUAAUUUUUAUUUGAUUUUGGCGCGCGCGUUUGCAAUAAUGUAUGAAUGACUUUUUAUCUUCUUGCAAUUAUUUUUUAAUCAUCCAGGUGCAAUAUGCAAUAUCGUUUUAAUAUAAGAACAUAUAAUAAAAUGUAUAAUAUUUUUCUUGAAAUAUAUAACUAUAAUUUUAGUUAGACAUCAAAUAUAUUUCACCAAGUGAAAUUUUUUAAAAAUUUGGUACUAUACCAAAUUAAAACUUUAUCUUUAUUUAGUAUUUUUAAAAAUGUUUCGAAACUAAAAAUCACUACUUGUGACAGAAUGAAUUCGUUGUAUACGUUGACAAUGUUCAUUCGGUUGUGCUGAAAUCACUCAAUCAUUAUCACUGAUCCCAAUUGCAGUAAUCCAGCGAAUUGGCCAUUUACAACUCACUUUUCCAUCCAUAUUGACCAUAAAGUAUUCUUGAACCUAAUAAACUGUUCCUUUUCCGACUUUGAAUAAUGACUGGACAACGAAUUGCGAUUUGCCGUAUGAUUAAGUCUACUUUUUUUCUUUGGGGAUCUCUAGUAUUGGUAAUAAUUAUCAUUAUAUUGGACUUAUUUUCAUAUUUCCGAUAAAUCUACUCAACGCUUUGAUCAACAUAUCAUUUUUUAUUUGCUUGUUUUGUGCGACGUAAUGCUGUUGUUGAUUACUACCAUGAUUUUCAAUUUCUGUAAGUGCCUUGUCAUGUAAAAGUUAAUUGAGAGAUUUGAUGACGUCACCGCAUAGAAAGUAUUCCUGAAGUUCAAUGUUUAUUUUAUUCAAGGUACGGGCGACUAUCUGUCUUAAAUCAUACUUGUUUCUUUAUAUAUGCAUAUAUAAUCAGUGCUGUUUUUCUGCCAUCGGAUUUUGUUUCCAACAUGGAUGCUAUAAUUACUUUCGUGAUUCCGGAACCACGGCAAGGUUUCCGAAAAUAUG